UUGAGGUUACUUGUCAGAUUAUAACAAUGUUUAUCGUUACGAAAGAAAUUGACAGCGAAAACAUCGGUAAAUUAUGCCGUACAUGUUUAAGAGAGGAUGGUGACAAAAUGGUUUGUUUAUUCGUGGGACCGGCUGAAUCAUCCCUUGCUGCGAAAUUACGAUCUCUUUCAUGUCUCGAAGUUUGGCAGGGAGAUGGUCUUCCAGAAAAAAUGUGUAAUCGUUGUGUAACAAGAGCAGAAUCUGCUUUAUUAUAUAGAGAACAAUGUCGAGCAGCAGAUAGAGCAUUAAGACAAGCCCUUUUAAAGGUUUCUGGUUUGACUUCAUAUGCAACAGUAUCUAGUUAUAAAUUAUAUCAACAUAAUCAAAAUUUUACAUCUAUUCAAAAUUCUCAUAAGACUUUGAAAUGUAUAGACUGUGGAGCAAUAUAUACAAAUUAUCAAGAAUUCUGUGCUCAUAGUAGAUCACAUUUGCCCUUUGUUCAAGACGAUAUACCUAUGCAACAUAUGCAUAUAGUAGAAUCGCAAAAUUCAUAUUUAAAUUUUAACUUUGGUCAUCUGAGUACCAAUUGUUUAACUAAUGAAAAUCUUCAGCAUACACAAUCAUCUCCAUUGAUUAGGUCAAAUAUGAUGCAAAUGAUUCCAAUAAAUGGAGAAAACCCUAGUCGUGCAGCGUGUGCUCUACACUGUUCCUUAUGUAAUCGCACAUUUACCAAUAGAACUCAAUUAAUGAGUCACAGUAUCACUCACAACUCGGAGAACAUAGAAGUACCCUGUGAUAAUGAAAAUAUAGAUAUCUGUGAAAAUUCUAAUCAAAUUCCACAAAAUUUAAGUUACGAAAGAUCGAUUAAUUCUGUUGGAAAUUCUAUUCAGAAUUUAUCUUAUCAUAGAUCUGCAACGAAUGAUAACAACGAAAUGCAAAAUUUGGGUUUUCCCGAAAAUAUAGAUUUAGGAGACGAGGUUCGAGAGGGUAGCCCGCAACGGAUACGAAAUGCCGCAAUAUCUGAUUCGGAAAGUUAUAACAUAACUGAUUAUCGUACGAUAAAAUUUGCGAAAAGUCUCGAGCGCAUCGACAACAGGGAGAAUAUCAAUAGAUAUCAAUCAUGUUCUUCGAAUUUGAAUUAUAAUAAACAACAAAUCGAAAACGAGCAACAUUCAGAAAAUUUACAACAUAUACAGAUAAAAAAAUACAAAUGCGAAAUAUGCUCUAAAUAUUUUUCACAAAAAUCGAAAUUGUUAACGCAUCAAUUAUCGCAUUCUGGUCAGCAACCUUUCAAAUGUUCUAAUUGCGAGAAAGGAUAUUCGUCAAAGAGCAAAUUAAACGCGCAUAUGCGAUUACACACGAAAAUUAAUGUACAUCCAUGUAAAAUAUGUGAUAAAAUAUUUUCUUAUCCAUCUUAUUUACAGGAACACUUAAAAACACAUAAACAGAGUAGCAAUAGCGAUAUGAGAAUCGAAGAAAACAAAACUUUUGAAUGUGUCAGUUGCAAGAAGAGAUUCCGUCUAUUGAAAAAUCUUAAAGCUCACGAGCGGCUUCAUACUGGCAAAGAUUUGAUGCGAUGUGAAAUAUGUGAUAAAACAUUUAGUCGUAAUUACAAUUUAAAGAUUCAUUUACGAACGCACAAAACGACGAGACCUCAUAAGUGUGAAUAUUGCAAUAAAUGUUUCGUUCAGAAAGGUAACCUCGCGGAACACAUAAGAAUUCACACAAAGAUAAAACCUUUUGAAUGCAAAAUAUGUGGGAAGCAUUUCUCACAGUCGAGUCACUUGAAAAAUCACGAGGCUUCCCAUACAACUGUUAGGCAACAUCAAUGUCGAUUGUGUGGAAAACGAUUUAAAUUAGCUAAUCAUUUGAAGAGACAUUUGAUUUUACACAAUGGUGCAAAAUCAUACAAAUGUCAUCAAUGUAAUCAAUUGUUUUCACAAGCAUUUAGUCUUACGAGACAUUUGAAAAGACACGAUUCUCACGGGUAAUUACAUGUAAAUAUGACUUAUAUAUUUUCGAAUAAGAAUUUUUAAAGUUUUAAGAAGUUUGAUAUUUUAACAAAAAUAAAGGUAAGUUCAUUUAUAAUUUCUAAGGACGGUAGUCAUUAUAUCGAGACCUUCUUCAAGU
Apis laboriosa (Himalayan honeybee) is the source of this 2109-nucleotide messenger RNA. RefSeq names its product zinc finger protein 91-like. Gene Ontology annotation, cellular component: nucleus. The record is from RefSeq and is a predicted model, not a curated record. NCBI's taxonomy places the organism in Eukaryota, Metazoa, Arthropoda, Insecta, Hymenoptera, Apidae. Gene Ontology annotation, biological process: regulation of transcription by RNA polymerase II. The transcript has 4 exons. Bases 27 to 1970 code for a protein of 647 amino acids. Gene Ontology annotation, molecular function: RNA polymerase II cis-regulatory region sequence-specific DNA binding; zinc ion binding; DNA-binding transcription factor activity, RNA polymerase II-specific.